AUGGACUGUCAGAAGAGCGAGCGCAGUCGUGCGCACAGCAAGGUUUCGGAACAGAAAAACGCCACGCGUUCUCUACCGCCUGCCCCCUUGUCUAUCUCCUGCCCUCCCAAGGGCUUCCGUGGAGGGCGUGGCCGCAUUCGACGCGAUCAGCGUCGUCGCGGCGCGUUGACAACCGCCGGGCGGCGCUCACAAUCGACGCUGCUCGUUCAAAAGGCGUCCCGACCCGCAGUUGCAGCUGCGGGUCGGGACCACGGACAUUUCCCAAAGCGAGAACCCGGGAAACGCCAUGGCGGUUACGCCAAGUCUAGCUGUGCGCGGCUGCGCACUUCGGUUGAUUUCACCGACUGCUACGUGCAGCAGAGGUGCACCCCAAUCUGGCGGUUGGCAGCGCCAGCACGGCGCUCACCACUUCAGAGAAUUGCCUGGGAGACGCGGCGAAUCGGCCGCGUCACGCAGCCGCCCGCGUCGGGCAGGAGGAUCGCGCAUGAGAACGGGGUGACUGACAUCACCCCGUUUGCGGCCAGGGGGAGCGGCAACUUUCGAAACGACCCAAAUGGGCCGCCCAUAGCCGGUACGCGCAUUCUGCGAACGGCCAGGGCGGGUGUCAAGGGGUUCUCCGGCAGGGUCUACCCCGACGUUACGUACACCCUGUUCGCCCUCUCCCGGGAGGUGAACAUCAGCGAGCGGGUGAUCCGGGAGAAACUGCUCGAACCGAAGCUCGUCUACGCCAAGGAGGUCGUGUCCGGAGAAACAGUCGUGGGACGAUCCCACCAUUACCGCGUGAAGGCGCUGCUGCUGAGUGGCCGGACAAAGUAUGUCUUGCGCUGGACCGAGCCAACCGGGCGGGUGCGCGAGAAAACCUCGAGCGUGCCCGCCCGCAAGAGCUUCAAGUCGCGUGCGGACAGGGAGGCGGCGGAACUCGAGGUAGAACUCAGCAACGACCUGACCCACGACAGCGAGGUGGAGUGGUCGCUCUUCGAUCGCGCCUACCGCGAGCGGCACCUGUCGAUGCACAGCAAGGACUAUGGCGACUCGUGGCGCACCGUGGCGAACCACGUCGAGACGAUCAUCCAGCCGAUCGUGCUGACUGAUGUCGACGCGACAGCGCUCUCGCACCUGGUUGGCGAGUUCCGCCGCCGGGAGCUGUCGGAGAGCUCGAUCGCCAGCUAUCUAACAACACUGAGGUCGGCGUUGAACUGGGCGGUGGACAUGGGCCUGCUGAAGGAAGCCCCGCGGUUCCGCAAGUCGAAGCGAGCGGCGGGACGCCGGUCGAAGAUGCGGAGCCGACCGGUCAACGCCGAGGAGUUCGACCGCUUCGUGCUGGCGCUCCGCAAGGUCCGGCCCGCCGACGCCGAGCAGUGGAUCACCCUGGCCAACUCCAUGUACUGGGGUGGGCUGCGGGUGGCGGAGGCGGUCUCGCUCAGUUGGGACUGGGAGGCGGACUUCUCGGUCUGCCUCAAAGGCCGGUUCCCAAUGUUUCGAAUCCUCUCCGAGGGGGAGAAGGGCGCGAAGGACCGGCUGCUCCCGAUCGCUCCGGAGUUCGCCGAGAUCCUCCAGAAGGUUCCGUCCGCCGAGCGCAAGGGGCUGGUCGCAGGCGUUCGGCUGCACCGCGACACGGUCGUUCACCAGAUGUCGGAGGCGGGCAGGCGGGCGGGGAUCAUUGUCAACCGCAAGGGGAAGACGGCGACCUCACACGACCUGCGGCGGUCGUUCGGCACCAGGUGGGCCAAGCGGGUGAUGCCGGCGGACCUGCAGCAGUUGAUGCGCCACGCUUCCAUCCAAACGACGAUGGACUUCUACGUGGAGAUCGACGCGGACGACCUGGCGUGCCGGCUGCACGGGAAAGCGGCCCAAAACCAAGAGGGUGAGAUUUUGGGUGG
Messenger RNA from Symbiodinium pilosum, 1880 nucleotides. NCBI's taxonomy places the organism in Eukaryota, Dinophyceae, Suessiales, Symbiodiniaceae. The record is from the annotation of a GenBank genome assembly.